Messenger RNA from Caenorhabditis bovis, 348 nucleotides. The record is from the annotation of a GenBank genome assembly. Lineage: Eukaryota; Metazoa; Nematoda; Chromadorea; Rhabditida; Rhabditidae.
AUGCGCAGAAAGGAUGAAGAGGUUAAUGAAAGAUGGAGCGAUUGUGAAGCUGCACGAGGAGAGGGAACGCCAAGAAGAGCAGGUGGUAAGGCUUCAACAGGAGAGGGAUUCAUUGCUCGCGGAGGUGGCGGCGGUAGAAGAGGAAAAGAGGAAACUCUUAGAGGAGUUGGACCGGAAAGGAAAGGCGAAGAGAAGCAGGGAGGAACGAAUCGAAAAGGGAUUAGUGAGACAAAUGCAAAAACCUACGACAGAAUUGUGAAAUGGACAAUAAAUGCGCUAAAUCAGGAUAUGGAUGAUGGGUACUGCGGAAAAUUUGUUGCUGGAACGCACGAUGAUCCUGUAAAAUGA